Nothoprocta perdicaria is the source of this 4694-nucleotide messenger RNA. It is a transcript of the gene SCD, whose product is annotated as stearoyl-CoA desaturase. The transcript is spliced from 6 exons. The record is from RefSeq and is a predicted model, not a curated record. NCBI's taxonomy places the organism in Eukaryota, Metazoa, Chordata, Aves, Tinamiformes, Tinamidae. Gene Ontology annotation, biological process: response to fatty acid; unsaturated fatty acid biosynthetic process. Bases 56 to 1138 code for a protein of 360 amino acids. Gene Ontology annotation, molecular function: stearoyl-CoA 9-desaturase activity; iron ion binding; palmitoyl-CoA 9-desaturase activity. Gene Ontology annotation, cellular component: endoplasmic reticulum membrane.
GCGCCGCCGAGCAGCGCAUCCAGAGCCGGGGGCUGGGACGCAGCGCGGCCGCCAAAUGCCUGCGCAUUUGCUGCAGGAGGAGGAGUUCUCCUCCGUCCACACCGCUGCCAUUGCUGGCACCCUCACCUCUCUGGUGAGCAGGAAYGGGCAUGCCGUCAAGGAGAAGGCCGUCCUCAACCAUGAGGAACUGGCGGGAGACCGCGGCACAGUGGAUGAUAUCUUCGAUGACACCUACCGUGAGAAGGAGGGUCCCAAGCCCCCGCUGCGAUACGUCUGGAGAAAUAUCAUCCUCAUGAGCCUGCUGCACUUGGGGGGCAUUUUAGGGCUGAUACUGAUACCUUAUGCAAAGAUCCAGACCUUGGCGUGGGCUGUCCUGUGUUUCCUGGUGAGUGCUCUGGGAAUAACAGCUGGAUCUCACCGCCUCUGGAGCCAUCGCUCCUACAAAGCCACAUUGCCCUUGCGAGUCUUCUUGACCAUUGCAAAUUCCGUGGCCUUCCAGAAUGACAUCUACGAAUGGGUCCGAGACCACCGUGUUCACCACAAGUUCUCCGAGACAGAUGCAGACCCUCACAAUGCCAAGCGGGGCUUCUUCUUCUCCCACAUUGGCUGGCUGCUGGUGCGCAAGCACCCCGAUGUCAUCGAGAAGGGCCAGAAACUYGACCUGAGCGAUGUCAGGGCUGACAAAGUGGUGAUGUUCCAACGGAGGUACUACAAGCCUUCAGUGGUGCUGCUGUGUUUCACGUUGCCCACUGUAGUGCCCUGGUGCUUCUGGGAUGAGUCUAUCAUCAUCAGCUUCUUCAUUCCAGCCAUCCUGCGCUAUGUCAUAGGGCUCAACGCCACCUGGUUAGUGAACAGUGCCGCUCACAUGUUUGGCAACCGACCAUAUGAUAAGAACAUCAACCCACGAGAGAACCCCUUGGUCAGCCUGGGAGCCCUAGGAGAAGGCUUCCACAACUACCACCACACCUUCCCCUACGACUACUCCACCAGUGAGUAUGGCUGGCGCUUCAACUUCACCACAGCCUUUAUCGACCUCAUGUGCCUCCUGGGGCUGGCCAGCGAUCGCAAGAGAGUCUCCAAGGAAGUCAUCCUGGCUCGAAAAAUGCGGACUGGAGAAGGGAGUCAGAAGAGUGGCUGAGUUCCUGCUCCCCUUACACACAUAUCCACACCUCUCCUUCCUCCUUUUUCCUCCCUUUCUCCCUUUCUGACCCCUCUGAACACGCUGGACAGAGAUUUAAUGUUCUGUUUACUAACUACUGAAUAAUGCUACCAGUUUGCUUAAGAUAACGAUAAUGAGUUUUAACCCCUCUCACUGUAUUUUACGUGAUGUAUUUAAAAACUAGAACCCUGCCUUUAUAAUGCAAGGCCACCCUUUCCCUCCUCUCUUUUCCCUUUUGUUUUUCUUCUCUCUCCCUUUAGCCCCUCUGUUCCCUCCUUCUCUUUACUUUCGUCCCUGUCUCUUCUUGGCAGAGGACCUAGUAGAAAGUAACCUAGGCUAUCCCCAUUGCAGCCGGCUAAAUAAUACGGAGUUAAGGGAAGUCUGUACCAGCCAGCUGAAGAGUUGAGCCAAAGUCAGUGAUUCUCUUUCCCACAUGGACCCCCUCAGAAACCCUCCCAUCUCCUUCCUCUGUCCCUCCUCCUUUCUCAAGGGCUGCUGACACUUGGCAUCACUAAACUGCUUUCUCUGGGAAAAGCAUCCUCAUCCCCUUGCCCUCAGAAAGAGAGAGCAUGAGGUUGUCUCUCCCCCUUGCGCCUCACAGCAGUGGGCUUCUCUGGCCCACACAGGAGGAGGCCAAGCUGGGAGAAGCUGGGGAGGUGAGAGCCCCAACAGUCUCAGAAGAGCUCCAGGCAGGUCCAUCAGUCAGUCAUGAGGUACAGUGGCCUUAUUACCUCCUUAGUGUCACAACUUCUUACCCAUCACCGGCCUGCUGUGCCUUGGGGCUGUGGCUGUCUGCAGAGACUGCAUGCAGCACCGGGCACUGGACUCCACAUGUCCCUUUGGAAAGCUGCAGAGAGAGGGGCCGUAUUGGCAGAUGGAGGGCUGUGGCGCCUGAGGCCUGAUGGCUGGACUGGGCCAGGGUAGUUUUGUUCAGAAGCCAUCAAGAAUUUGCCAGCAAAUGGGACUUUGCCAAAACAGAGAGAGGGAGAAGGCUUUAAACCAAAGCUCCACCAUUGUGUUAAACUGCUUGAUGUGCUGGAAGAUCAGGGUUCCUGAUGGGCAGCAAGCAGAUGUCCAUAUGUCCAGUUGCAUCCUAUGGAGUCCCUGGUACUGAGCACAGAGCUGGUGCCACAUCUGAGUGGUCCUGGUAGCAAAGAACAGCCUAGAAAUACAGCAAGGAGGUGAGGGUAUCUCAGAGUGCUGAGGGAGCUGGUCUCCCUGUCUACAUGGACUCCACUCUGUUGAUUAACAAGUGCCUGCCAAAAACCAACACGGAGCCAGGUGGAAUCAAGAGUGAGGGAAUCAAUGCCUCCUGGGCAAGAUACAGGUCCCAGCACGUGCCACCUCUGUAAUGAGUUGGGGCUAGACCAAGAGAGGAGUUGGAAAUCAGUUGCUUUCCUGCCUGUGGUCUACCAAGGUGGCUUGCAAUAGUUUUUUUCCACUUCUCUGAAAUGUUCUGUAGAGAGCCUGGGAGUGGGGAGAGCAAGGGAGAGAGGAGCUCCUUGCCAGUCUCUCAGCGUGGUUUUGUGGGUCGGUGCCCGAUGCCAUCGCCACCAGUGCUGGAGCAGCAGUGCCGGUGCUGUCCCCCCGAUAGCUUGCAGCAUGGUGGAGAGCCUCUCAGCAAGGGGUGGCCACCGCCUCGCUUCCUAGCGUGGCAAGCACGCUGCUCACCCCAUGGUGGCUGAGUUGGCUUAAAGGUCAGUUACAUCAUCCAAGGUCCCAAGACAUGAGUUUGCAGUUGGAUUUCAAAAAAAAUCCUCGUGGGCGUUGUUUCCUGCAAGCUGCAGAGACCACAGUUUGAGUAUAAACCAUGGCUUAAGUUCURGGUGUAGUGGGCUCCAGCCCCUCACCAGGCUGAACAUACCUUUUUUUCCCCCAUUGUUUUAAUUUUUAUUAUUAUUAGCAUUAGUAUAUUUUUUGUUGCUUAAAUGCAUAAAAUGGAGCUGGAGGAAAGCACAAGAUAUGGUCAAAGGUGGCUGCAAAGAUUUGAUGUUGUAGUGGGGCUUGUAGCAUCUCCUUUAUCCGCGCAUGUCAGGGAAGGCAGAGGUAGAGUGGAUUCUGACUUCCUUACCUUGGCUGUGCCAUGCCACAUCCAGACAAGUCUUUGGAGCAAGUCUUCACAGCUUUGCUUUCUCUUGCCACUGCGAAAUGCCCCAGGAUCGAGGGCGGCUCUGUGAUACUCUCCCUGAGGAGGAGAACACUCUUGUUCAGAAAAGAAGUCCUUCUCCCCCUUGCCCUCUCUGCCACUUCCAUGGCCUUGUUACUGCUCAUCAAUGGGACUCAGUGUUGAUGUCUCCGGGAUUGAUGUGGUUGCUGGCUGAGAGACAACAGAGAGGGAACCUUCCAGCGCAUAGUGUCCCAAACACAGGCAGCAGCUGGAAGCAGCACCCUUGAGCACUGAUGUAAGGCUCGUGGCAAUCCUGGAGCCGUGGGGUGCAGAGGAGGCUGUGGCUAGAAUUGCUUUCCUCCCCCACAAAAAACAUACACAAAAAAGAUAUGCUACUAGCUCUGAAAUGUGGGCUGACUUUAUCCUAGUCUAAACCCCUCUGCAAUCAUGGAAGUCUCCAGAAAAGAUGWAUUUGCUCCCUCCAGGAAUCUGAAAGGCAGGUGGGAGGGGAGAAGGUGAAGAGAACGAUUUCCCUGCUCCUGGUAUCCCUAACCUGUAGUGUGACAUACCCUGUGACAGAGAAGUAUUCCAUGACAUGCUGCAAUUUUUAACAUCCUCUCAGCAGAGAAGCAGGAUUUGACAUCAAGGGUUCCCUUCAAAUUUCAAGUGCUUAUUUGGGUCAAGAGAUCUAGAAUUAGRGUGGAAGCUGAGGAGUAGUAACCAGACAGUCCUGGUGUUUGCCCAGUCACUUUAGACUGGCAAACAUCUCUGGGUGCCUUAAUUUUUUCUUUAAUAUACAUAGGAGUAUUAACAGCUAUUUACCAUAUUUCUUCCUUUUUUUGCAGAAUUAUGAACAUUCGAGGGGUUUCUUAAUUAUUUAAUUGCCUACAUUGAACUGUGGGUGCAGGUGAUCUUGAAUGUACUUGAGUUAGAAUUUCUGAUAGAUUAAGAAACAGAUGCAACACUUUAAGUAGAAAUUUGUUUGCUAAAUAUAUAUAUAUACUUAUAUAUAUAUAUUUUUUUUUGGUGGCAUGUUUGUAUUGUGGACACGUCCUCUGUAUGUUUAGCUUAAGUCUGCGAGAGGUAGAAGCAGGAAACACAGCAGUGGGCCCCAGCGGAUGCUCCUGGGCUCUGUUUCCAGCUUAGCCACUUGCUCACUGCUUGAUAUCAGGCAAAGUCACUUAAAACUGCUCUGUGCCUCAGUUCCGAUCGGCAGAAUGGGGUUGUUCCCUGCCUCCCGGGGCUGUGGGGAGGCCCUGUGCAGAUCUGCAUGGAGGGCAGGAGGAAGGAGACGUAGCGCUCGCACAUCGGUGCCGCCAGGAGCCCUCACUGCUUUGUGUUCCAAGACCGUUCCCAGCCUAGAUGGUGUUGUGAAAAGCAGAUGUCCAAGUGUUGGGUGUUUAGGGGAGGACUGGAAAGUUGAAUCUG